Syngnathus typhle (broad-nosed pipefish) is the source of this 2164-nucleotide messenger RNA. Its product is annotated as kelch-like protein 41b. The coding region runs from base 128 to 1945 and encodes 605 amino acids. Gene Ontology annotation, molecular function: protein binding. The transcript is spliced from 6 exons. NCBI's taxonomy places the organism in Eukaryota, Metazoa, Chordata, Actinopteri, Syngnathiformes, Syngnathidae. The record is from RefSeq and is a predicted model, not a curated record.
CACUGCGACCCUUUUCUCACUACUGCCCUUUCCAGCCAGGACUGACUGCCUAAAAGACCUGUGCUUGACGUCUCCUUCCUUCCUUCCUUCCUUCCUCGACAGACCCAUCCAACGUUUCCCCACUGUCAUGGACCCCAACGCCAUCAAGGAGGAGCUGCGCCUGUUUCAGAGUACCCUACUCCAGGAUGGUCUGAAAGAGCUGCUAAAUGAGAAUAAGUUUGUGGAUUGCACCUUGAAGGUUGGCGAGCGCAGCCUGCCCUGCCAUCGACUGAUCAUGGCCGCCUGCAGCCCUUACUUCAGGGAGAUCUUCUUUACAGAAGAUGGGAAGGAGGUGGAGAACACCAAAGAAGUGAUCCUGGAGGAUGUCAAUGCCUCAGUCCUGGACAUGAUCAUUCAGUACCUGUACUCUGCUGAGAUUGACCUCACAGAUGACAACGUUCAGGAUAUAAUCGCCGUUGCAAACAAAUUCCAGAUCCCUUCCGUUUUCACUGUUUGCGUCAACUUCCUACAGAAGAAGAUCUCGGCUGCCAACUGCAUGGCAAUCUUCAGGAUGGGCCUUGUGCUCAGCUGUCCCCGGCUCGCCGUGGCCGCUCGCAACUUUAUCGCCGACCACUUUGAGUUGCUACAUAAAGAUGAGGAGUUCCUCAGACUUGCAGCCCACGAGCUGUUUGCCAUCAUCGGUGGAGAUUCACUGAAUGUGGAGAAGGAAGAAGUGGUGUUUGAAUCGGUCAUGGCGUGGGUUCGCCACGAUAAGGAUAAGCGUGUCAAAGUCCUAAAAGAUGCUUUCAACUGCAUCCGCUUCCGCCUGCUACCUGAGAAGUACUUCAAAGAGAAAGUGGAGACCGAUGACAUCAUCAAGGCAGACCCAGAACUCCAGAAGAUAAUUCAGGUUAUCAGAGAUGCCUUCAAGGGGAAGCUUCCAGAGAAGUCCAAGAAAAAGGAAGGGGCCACAAAGGAAGGAAGCGAGGAGGAGCAGGAUAGCCCUUUCCCUGGCUUUUUGAACGACAAUCGUAGACACGGAAUGUACGCGCGGGACUUUAUCCUGAUGGUGAACGACUCGGCGGCGGUGGCUUACGACGUGAACGAGAACGAGUGCUUUCUGGCGGCCAUGUCAGAGCAGGUCCCACGCAACCACGUCAGCAUGACGUCACAGAAGAACCAGCUCUUUAUCAUCGGGGGUCUGUUUGUGGAUGAAGAAAACAAGGAUGUCCCUCUGCAAUGUUAUUUCUACUCGUUGGAUCCAGUUGCUUCUGACUGGGUCGCCCUGCCGCCCAUGCCCUCUCCCAGAUGCCUUUUCAGCAUUGGCGAGAGCGAAAACUUGCUGUUUGCCGUGGCCGGAAAAGACCUGCAGACUAAUGAGUCUCUCGAUACUGUCAUGUGCUAUGACACUGAGAAGAUGAAGUGGAAUGAGACGAAGAAGCUUCCUCUCAAGAUCCAUGGACAUGCUGUUGUGUCCCACAAGGGGAUGGUCUACUGCAUUGGGGGCAAGACAGAUGACAACAAAGCUCUCAGCAAGAUGUUUGUGUACAACCACAAGCAAUCAGAGUGGAGGGAGUUGGCGUCAAUGAAAACACCCAGAGCAAUGUUUGGGACCGUCAUCCAUGAUGGCAAGAUUGUAGUGGCAGGUGGAGUCAAUGAGGGAGGCCUCACCUCCUCCUGUGAGACCUACAACUUUGCAACAAACAAAUGGGAGCCUUUUGCAGAAUUCCCUCAAGAGAGGAGUUCUGUCAACUUGGUGAGUACCGCUGGCUGCCUGUACGCUGUGGGCGGUUUCGCCAUGAUUGAAACGGAGAACAAGGAGGUGGUUCCCACGGAGGUCACCGACGUUUGGCAGUAUGAGAACGACAAGAAGCAGUGGAGCGGGAUGUUGAGGGAGAUGCGCUACGCGGCUGGUGCUUCCUGCGUGUCUGUGCGCCUUAAUGCAGCCAGGAUGCCCAAAUUGUAGGGAGGAGCUUUCUCCUUUCAGCAUUCUUCUCAUAUUCACUUGACUCCUGCCACAGUUGGCUGACCCGAGAUGCCAAAUUCAUUGUAUGAAAAUUUGAAUGCGUACCAUAAAAGUCCAGUCAACUCUUAAAAGACUCAUCAUCAUCCACAGAGUUCCAAGGAAAUAACUAUUUCUAAAGCUCUAUUUACAGCAUUUUGUAAAAUAAAGAUUUUUACAGUU